Saccostrea cuccullata (small rock oyster) is the source of this 1235-nucleotide messenger RNA. RefSeq names its product glucose-6-phosphatase 2-like. The transcript has 7 exons. The record is from RefSeq and is a predicted model, not a curated record. The coding region runs from base 156 to 1220 and encodes 354 amino acids. Gene Ontology annotation, cellular component: membrane. Gene Ontology annotation, molecular function: glucose-6-phosphatase activity. NCBI's taxonomy places the organism in Eukaryota, Metazoa, Mollusca, Bivalvia, Ostreida, Ostreidae. Gene Ontology annotation, biological process: glucose 6-phosphate metabolic process; gluconeogenesis.
CGUAAUUGAAGUUCCUGCUAUGCAGUGCAAUGUGGAAGGAAACAUUUACUCUAAUUUUAAUCGAUUUUAGCAUCUUCUAGAUGUACAUAUCUUUUGUAAUCGAUAUUUUUCAAGUUAAUUAUAUCAUUUGUAAGUAAACAAACCAAUAAAAUUAAAUGACAAUCCUUGAAAUGGACGGAGUGGAGCCCGGGAUCAUGGAUUACGUUCACCUACAAGGUGUCCAGAUAAUUCAUCAAAUCCAACACACAUUCCGGCACCAUGUGGACCUGAUGCAGAUGUUGACUCGAGUAGGAGAUCCCAGAUACGCAUUUCUGAUCUACUUCCCCCUGGCUUACUGUUUCCACAGAUCGAGUGGAACCAGAGUGCUGUGGAUUGCCUGUUUAUCUGAAUGGCUGAAUGGAAUAUUAAAAUGGAUUUUACAUGGAGAGCGACCGUAUUGGUGGGUUAAGGAAGUCAAACUUCAUGAUCAUGUUCUGAGCAUUCCUUCCCUGGAACAGUACAGCCUUACUUGUGAAACUGGACCAGGGAGUCCAUCAGGGCAUGCUAUGGUCACAUCUGCUGUGCUGUACUCCAUAGGGACAUCUUUUAUCAAACAUGGACUUAAGCAGACAAGACCAUUAGAGCGAGCACUGGUCUGGAUCUCCUUUGUUGUGGUUCUUGUAGCUGUCAACGUAUCCAGGCUAUUUAUAGCCACACACUUUCCACAUCAGGUGGUGGCGGGAUCAUUGACAGGUAUAUUACUAGCAGAGGUUGUUAAACACGAACAUACCUCUAACCUCACCAUUAAGCACUACGUAUUCUGGGGUCUAUUUUUAACCACAGGUGUGUUCCUCACCUAUUAUGCCAUCUCUGUUCUUGGUCUGGACCCUCUGUGGAGCCUCACUUACGCCAAAAAAUGGUGUGCUAACUCAGACUGGGUCCAUCCAGAUACCACUCCAUUCUUUGCCUUUGUACGAGAUGUGUCCUCUCUAAUGGGUUUUGGAGUAGGCAUUUUACUACAAAACAGGAAAAAGAUGGCAGUAGAGGUAGGAAUGGGACAAAAACUUAUUCAUGUCAUACUGUCUCUAAUAUGGACAUUAUCCAUUGAGAACUUAAAGUUCUCAACAUCGACUUUACUUUUCUACGCAGUUGGAUUUUUUAAAUUCAGUAUAAUGAUGAUUGGAGUGGUGUAUGUUAUACCAUGGAUUGUUUUUAAAAAUAAAAUCAAGGAAAAGUAUUAGUGCUUUAUAAAGAAA